Messenger RNA from Colletotrichum orchidophilum, 1041 nucleotides. Its product is annotated as serine/threonine-protein phosphatase PP2A catalytic subunit. Gene Ontology annotation, biological process: mitotic cell cycle; peptidyl-serine dephosphorylation. Gene Ontology annotation, molecular function: protein serine/threonine phosphatase activity. Gene Ontology annotation, cellular component: cytosol. Bases 1 to 1041 code for a protein of 346 amino acids. The record is from RefSeq and is a predicted model, not a curated record. Lineage: Eukaryota; Fungi; Ascomycota; Sordariomycetes; Glomerellales; Glomerellaceae. The transcript is spliced from 5 exons.
AUGGAUACGAACAUGGAGGACGUCGGCCGUGUCCCUGCCGAUCUGCCGUCCACCCAGAACCUGGAGCCCACCACGAUCCCUACUCUAGAUGGCUGGAUCGAGAGCCUCAUGAGCUGCAAGCAGCUCGUCGAGGCCGAUGUCCAGAGACUCUGCGAGAAGGCGCGGGAAGUCUUGCAGGACGAAUCCAACGUGCAGCCAGUCAAAUGCCCGGUGACAGUGUGCGGUGAUAUCCACGGCCAAUUUCACGAUCUCAUGGAGUUGUUCAAGAUUGGCGGCCCCAACCCCGACACCAACUACCUAUUCAUGGGUGACUACGUCGACCGUGGCUACUAUUCCGUCGAGACCGUGACUCUCCUCGUCGCCCUAAAGAUUCGAUACCCCCAGCGCAUCACCAUCCUUCGUGGCAAUCACGAGUCUCGCCAAAUCACCCAAGUGUACGGCUUCUACGACGAAUGUCUCAGAAAAUACGGCAACGCCAAUGUCUGGAAGUACUUCACCGAUCUCUUCGAUUACCUCCCCCUUACCGCCCUCAUCGACAACCAGAUCUUCUGUUUGCACGGUGGUCUGUCCCCCAGCAUCGAUACCCUGGACAAUAUUAGGGCUCUCGACAGAAUCCAGGAAGUUCCCCACGAAGGCCCGAUGUGCGACCUUCUUUGGUCCGACCCGGAUGACCGCUGCGGCUGGGGGAUAUCACCCCGUGGUGCCGGUUAUACGUUCGGUCAGGACAUCUCCGAGGCUUUCAACCAUAAUAACGGCCUGACGCUUAUUGCGCGUGCCCAUCAGCUUGUGAUGGAGGGCUACAACUGGUCUCAAGACAGGAAUGUCGUUACGAUCUUCUCUGGUGAGCUAAGCUCCUUAACGUGGUGGAGUGGGCAAUCACGGCUAACCAAGGCAGCACCCAACUAUUGUUACAGAUGCGGUAACCAAGCGGCGAUCAUGGAAAUCGACGAACAUCUCAAGUACACUUUCCUGCAAUUUGAUCCUUGCCCGAGAGCUGGCGAGCCGAUGGUCUCGAGACGCACACCCGACUACUUCCUCUGA